AUGCCUGUGGAGUCAACGGCGUCGCGGGGCUCUCUUCCGGCCAUCGUCAUUCAACAGGCCAUUACGCAGCAGGUUGCCACGAACACCAGCACCGAUGUUCCUUACCAGACGUCAUCGUUAUCGCCAUCGCGGCCGCCGUCGGCUCUCCGAGUCGAGGCUGAGACACGGCAAGGGUAUGUGUACCAGGGCAAGCUUCUGUCGUUGGAUGACGACUAUAACAUCAGCUUGGCGGAGGCAACAUCAUGGCGUGAUCGCCUGUGCGAUGUUGAGCGUGCGCUGCUGGCGGUGAGAGGGUUUCCUGCGCCUGCUGCAAGUCCCGCGACACGUCGGCGUUACGUUGGCUCCGUUUUUAUUCGCAGCAGUAACCUGCUGAUGGUGCGGUUUCUAGAAUACGACGAGCCGGGCGCGAAUGGGCGUCGGGAUAAUAGCCAUGGUGCUGCCGGUUUGAGGUCUGCCUUUAAGUCCAUGGUGUCGAAAGUCAAGCGACAGAUCAAUAUGGAGCGGAAAAGGAAUCGCAUGGAGCGACAGAAACGCCUGCAUCUGGCUCAAACGCCUGUGCCAACUAAGGCGGCGAAUGACGGGAGUGGUAUGCGUAGUCGAAAGGAUCCAAAGGCCGGUUCAAAUAGGAGGAGGGCAGGAGAAUUUUCUUCAUGA
Molecule: messenger RNA, 654 nt
Organism: Trypanosoma cruzi
Lineage: Eukaryota; Euglenozoa; Kinetoplastea; Trypanosomatida; Trypanosomatidae
Exons: 1
Coding region: 1-654 (217 amino acids)
Source: RefSeq, a predicted model, not a curated record